Molecule: messenger RNA, 2699 nt
Organism: Momordica charantia (bitter melon)
Lineage: Eukaryota; Viridiplantae; Streptophyta; Magnoliopsida; Cucurbitales; Cucurbitaceae
Product: Tetratricopeptide repeat (TPR)-like superfamily protein
Biological process (GO): RNA modification
Cellular component (GO): intracellular membrane-bounded organelle
Molecular function (GO): zinc ion binding; RNA binding; protein binding
Source: RefSeq, a predicted model, not a curated record
AAUCAAUGCCAUCGCUCUUGUCUCAACUAAAUUAAUUUCUUCAUACACUUCUUUCUUCAUUGUUCAUUCCUAAAAUAUUCAUGUAUAUGUAUAUGUAUAUUUAUAUUUAUAUAUAUGUAUGUAUGCAUACUCGUCUGCUCUGCUGCACCUGAAUACGUGUUCAUGUGGUGAUCGUAAUGAAGGGAAGAACGUUGGAUGUUUGUUGAAAUUCCUGACUGGUGCGGAAACGGUAGAUAGGAUCAUUGAUGUCAUGAAACUUGCAACAAUUCAUUAUCCAUUUCUUGCCAAACGGAAUUUGGUUUUGUAUCCAAGUAAAUGGGCUUUUCCUAUCCACCUUAGAUACUGGAGGUCGGCAGCAGAAAGUGAUUUUGUGCCUUCUAGGACAGAAGAUAUUGAUAAUGACUAUCUAUGGGACACCCGUGUGAUAUCCACGCGCGGCCACCUUAGGCAUGCUCUUUCACUGUUCUACUCCUUUAGACAGCCUCAUUCCCGCCAGACCUAUGCCUAUCUCUUCCAUGCUUGUGCGCGCCUCCGCUGCCUCCAUGAAGGCAUGGGACUGCACCGUUACAUGAUGUCGCGGGAUCUGAUGGACUCAUUCGAUCUCUUUGUUACCAAUCAUCUUAUUAACAUGUACUGUAAGUGUGGCCACUUAGAUUAUGCCUGGCAAUUAUUUGACGAAAUGCCGAGGAGAAACCUUGUGUCUUGGACCGUGCUUAUCUCGGGACUUUCUCAGUAUGGACAUGUCGAUGAGUGCUUCCUUCUAUUUCCUAGAAUGUUGGUAGACUGUAGACCAAAUGAGUUUACAGUUGCAAGUUUGCUGACCUCAUUUGGCGAGCAUGAUGGUGAACGUGGGCGGCAGGUACAUGGGUUUGCCUUGAAAACGUCUUUAGAUGCCUUUGUUUACGUUGCAAAUGCUCUUAUUACUAUGUAUAGCAAGAGUUUCUGUAAAGGUGGUAUUUUUAAUGACAGUAACGAUGAUGCUUGGACUAUGUUCAAGAGCAUAGAAAAUCCGAGCCUUAUAACAUGGAACUCGAUGAUUGCAGGGUUUUGUUUCCGGAAACUUGGAAACCAAGCUAUCUAUUUAUUUAUGAAAAUGAAUCGUGAAGGAAUUGGGUUUGAUCGUGCAACACUUUUAAGCACUUUGUCUUCCUUAAAUCUGUGCAAUAGGGAUGAAUUUGGUCUGGGUCUGAGCUUUUGUCAUGAGUUACACUGUCUAGCAUUCAAAACUGCUUUCAUCUCAGAAAUUGAAGUAGCUACUGCAUUAGUGAAAACUUAUGCAGAUCUUGGAGGGGACAUUGCUGAUAGUUAUAGGCUUUUUGUUGAAGCAGGAUAUCAUUGGGAUAUAGUUUUGUGGACCAGCAUUAUGACAGCUCUUGUAGAACAUGACCCUGGCAAAACCCUUUCCCUAUUUCGUCAGUUUCGUCAAGAAGGCUUAACCCCGGAUGGGCAUACUUUUUCAAUUGUAUUAAAGGCCUGUGCUGGAUAUCUAACCGAGAAGCAUGCCUCAACAUAUCAUUCACUACUAAUUAAAUCUAUGUCUGAGGACGACAUUGUCCUUAACAAUGCCUUGAUUCAUGCUUAUGGGAGGUGUGGUUCAAUUACUCUCUCUAAGAAAGUAUUCAAGGAAAUGAAGUAUCGUGAUUUGGUUUCUUGGAACACAAUGAUGAAGGCCUAUGCUAUCCAUGGGCAAGCUAAAAAUGCAUUGCAUUUGUUUUCAAAGAUGGAUGUCCCACCUGAUUCUACUACAUUUGUUUCUCUCCUUUCAGCUUGUAGCCAUGCUGGGCUUGUGGAAGAAGGAACCAGCCUUUUCAAUUCAAUUAAGUAUUAUGGUAUUGUUUGUCAACUAGAUCACUAUGCUUGCAUGGUUGACAUUUUGGGUAGAGUUGGUCGAGUUCAAGAGGCUGAAUAUUUUAUAAGUAAAAUGCCUAUAGAGCCUGAUUUUGUUGUUUGGAGUUCAUUCCUAGGAUCAUGUAGGAAGCAUGGUGCAACACAGUUGGCGAAAUUAGCAUCUAACAAAUUGAAAGAGUUAGAUCCUAGCAAUUCUUUAGCUUAUGUGCAAAUGUCAAACUUAUAUUGCUUCAGUGGUAGCUUUUACGAAGCAGACUUAAUUAGGAUGGAAAUGAAAGGGUCUAGAGUGAGAAAGGAACCUGGAUUAAGUUGGGUAGAAAUAGAAAAUCAAGUCCAUGAGUUUGCAUCUGGAGGUCGACGUCACCCACAGAGGGAGGAAAUAUGCAAUGAGCUUGAAGAACUCAUUGGGAGGUUGAAACAGCUUGGUUAUGUGCCCGAGACAAGCAUAGCAUUGCAUGAUGUGGAGCAAGAGCAAAAGGAGGAGCAACUAUAUCAUCAUAGUGAGAAGCUGGCUUUGGUUUUUUCCAUAAUGAAUGAUAGUAACUUGUGUCAUGUCGGAACUCUUGUAAGGAUCAUGAAAAACAUUCGAAUUUGUGUGGAUUGUCAUAAUUUCAUGAAGUUAGCUUCAAGGCUACUUAAGAAGGAGAUUGUCAUCAGAGACUCUAACCGCUUUCAUCAUUUCACAACUGGAUUAUGCUCUUGCAAUGAUUACUGGUAAUAAAUUGGCAUCAGACAUUCAAAUACAGAUAUUUCCGUGAAUCCAAGACUGAUGACAUAACAUUCAUAAUCAUCAGUAUAUCUGAUUGGCUGGGAUAAAUCACUGCAAACAGCCAGAAGAGUCGAAGACUAUA